AUGAAGUACUCGAUUCUGGCUGCCUCUUUGGCUGCCAGCGCUGUCGCCAGCCCUUCUCACAACCACCACCACCACCACCACCACGCGAAGAAGGAGGCUGCCAAGGUCGAGAAGCGAGCGGCAAACGUUGUCACCACCGUCGUCGUCGGUCCAACCGCCACCCAGUACGUGCUCGAUGGCAAGCCUGUUGACCCUGCCGCGGCCAAGGCCGGUCUGGCUCAGGGCGAAUACGUUAUCGUCGGAGAGACCCAACCAACUUACGUCCCGCCGCCGCCGCCUCCUCCUGCUCCCUCAAGCACCUCUGGCGAUAUGAAGGCUCAGUUCAUUGAAGAGGCCGUUUCGACAGCUCCCGCGUCGACUUCGACCUCUAUCCCCCCGCCACCACCCGCGACCUCGGCCAAGCCCUCGACUAGCCAGGCGGCUCCCAAAUCCUCGGCCCCUGCCCAGCAGCCCUCAGGUGGUACUGGAUUGACCGCCAAUUUCCCUAGCGGCAAGAUUCCUUGCUCUCAGUUCCCGUCCGACUACGGCGCGGUGGCCCUGGACUGGCUGGGCACGGAGGGUUGGUCUGGUAUCCAGUACGUGCCUGGCUAUACUUUGGCUUCGACCGUUAUCAACGAAAUCAUCACUGCUGUUUCUGGUCAAGGCUGCAAACCGAAUGCCAUGUGCUCUUAUGCCUGCCCUGCUGGUUACCAGAAGACUCAGUGGCCCCAGGCUCAGGGCUCUACCUUGGAAUCCAUCGGUGGUCUCUACUGCAAUGCGGAUGGAAUGCUCGAGCUUACGCGCCCAUCGCACCCCACGCUUUGCCAGCAAGGUGCGGGCGGUGUGACCGUUCAGAACGAUCUUGAUGAUUCCGUUUGCACUUGCCGUACCGACUACCCUGGUAUUGAGAGCAUGGUUAUUCCCGCAUGUGCCAACGGCGGCGCAUCCAUUCCGAUCACCAACCCCGUUGAGUCCGACUACUAUGUCUGGGAUGGCAAGCAGACCUCCGCGCAGUACUAUGUCAACAAGAAGGGCUACUCAGCCGGCGAUGCUUGCGUCUGGAACAGUGCUAAGGACCCUAAGGGUGCUGGCAACUGGGCUCCCGUCAACCUGGGUGUGGGCAAGACUGCCGAUGGCACCACAUGGCUCUCCAUCUUCCAGAACCUGCCCACCAGCACUGCCCUGCUAGACUUCAACAUUGAGAUUACUGGCGAUGUCAGCAGCAAGUGCUCAUACAUUAACGGCGUCUGGACCGGCGGUAGCAAUGGUUGCACGACCUCGAUGCCCUCGGGCGGCUCCGCCAUCGUUCGAUACUUUUAA
This is a messenger RNA of Trichoderma asperellum CBS 433.97, 1299 nucleotides long. RefSeq lists its product as uncharacterized. The record is from RefSeq and is a predicted model, not a curated record. Gene Ontology annotation, biological process: fungal-type cell wall organization. NCBI's taxonomy places the organism in Eukaryota, Fungi, Ascomycota, Sordariomycetes, Hypocreales, Hypocreaceae. Gene Ontology annotation, cellular component: cell surface; fungal-type cell wall.